Molecule: messenger RNA, 2680 nt
Organism: Coccomyxa subellipsoidea C-169
Lineage: Eukaryota; Viridiplantae; Chlorophyta; Trebouxiophyceae; Coccomyxaceae
Product: P-loop containing nucleoside triphosphate hydrolase protein
Exons: 15
Coding region: 74-2014 (646 amino acids)
Cellular component (GO): membrane
Molecular function (GO): ATP hydrolysis activity; ABC-type transporter activity; ATP binding
Source: RefSeq, a predicted model, not a curated record
CACACCUUCUCGACACACUUAGCCAAGUAGUUUCUUACUUGGAUUUGAGUGUCCUGUCUGAGGCGCUGCAAUCAUGAGCGUCCAGCAGCGCACCGCUGAUCCCAAGUCUGAUAUGAGGUUUGCAAGCUUUCGGGUGCCCGACCAUCCGUCCGAAGCCUCCUUCGAGGAUCUGGAGGCCGGGAACAGUGAGGACAUGGAGGGGAACAUCAGUGAAGAGUCUGCAGACCUCAAUGCCGAAGGAGGAAUGACAGUCGCGUUCAAGGAUCUUUCCUACGAGGUGUGGAACAGCGCAAACAAGAAACAGAGACUAAAGUUGCUGACGGUCGUGUCUGGGUUCAUGCCUCCUGGCCACUUGUCCGCCCUGAUGGGACCAUCAGGAUCUUCAAAGACCACCCUGCUCGAUGUCCUGGCUGGGAGGAAAACGGUGGGCACCAUUUCCGGCAAGAUUCUCUUUGCUGGACAGCACGCCACGCGCACCUUCCUCAGACGCUACACCGGCUAUGUGGAGCAGUUUGACACGCUGCUGGACAACCUGACGGUGUACGAGAUGCUGGCGUACACCUCGGAGCUGAAGAACCCGAUGUCGGAGCCCUUUGAGAAGAAGCGCGCCAAGGUGGAGAUGGUCAUCAACCAGCUCGGCCUCAAUGGCUGCCGCGGUGUGCGCAUCGGCAACCCUCUCGCCAGGGGUAUCUCAGGUGGGCAGUGCAAGCGUGUGAACAUUGGCAUUGCGCUGGUGACCAACCCCCGGGUGCUAUUCCUGGACGAGCCCACAUCUGGCCUGGACUCAUACACAUCCAACGAGGUGAUGACAGUGGUGAAGGGCCUGACAAAGACGGGCAUCACCAUCUGCGCAACCAUCCACAACCCCACGCCCUACUGCUUCAACCUCUUUGACCGCCUCAUGAUCCUGCUGCACGGCCGCGUCGUCUACUCUGGAGAGAACGGUCCCGGCGCGGUGCGGUACUUUGAGCAGUUCCCAGGCGUGAAGCCUUUUGGGCACCGGGGCUCCUUCCACAACAAGGCGGAGUGGAUUGUGGACCUGACGACGCGCGCGGACCGCGAGGGCAAGCACGCUGAGUACGCCGACCGCUACGACGCGAGUGACCUCAAGGCCGCCAACCUCAAGGAGCUUGACCUACAGCUCGACCGCGGCUACCGGGUGUCGGAUGAGCAGAUGAAGGAGCUGGCGGUGCGGCGCGAGACCACCAACCCCUGGUACUGGGGCGUGCGCACCCUCAUCAAGUGGCGCGCGACGAAGGACUUCCGGGACGUGACAUUCCUGGGCCCGCGCAUUGUGGACAAGCUGGUUCUGGCCCUGAUCAUCAUGACGCUGUACUGGAAGGUGGGCGACAACCAUAAGCUGUCCAACUACAACAACCUGGCCGCCGUGCUGUUCUUGUGGACCAUCCUGCCCGGCUACGCAGCCGCCGCCUUCAUCCCGACCAUCGUCCUUGAGCGGCCGCUCUUUGUCAGGGAACGGAAUGAUGGGUUGUAUCGACCAAUCACGUACGUAAUAUUCAAGAUGAUGGAGGAGAUCAGCAUCACCCUCGUCAAUUCCCUGGUCUUUUCGGCCAUCGUGUUCUUCCCCCUCAAGCUCACCGGAGACUUCAUCAUCUUUUGGCUCAUCUUCUUGACCACUACCGCCAUCGGCAUCGUGCUCGCCUAUGCCAUUGCAUCGGUGUCCCCCAACAUGGACGUGGCCAACGCGGCGCUGCCUGCGUACGUCACCAGUCUGCUCUUCUUCGUCGGCCUGCUACUGCGCAUCCAGGAUCAGCCGGCCUACUGGAAGUGGUACGGCUACAUUGACUUCUUGAAGUAUGCGUGGAGCGCGCAGAUGAUCAAUCAGUUUGAGACUUCCCACACGCGCGUGCUGGAGGGUCUUACGGUCUUGGAGUUCUAUGGGUUGGAAAAGCAGAACAAGUGGGCCCAGCUGGGUUAUGAGUCACUCUUCUUCAUUGGCUUCACAAUCCUUGCCUGGGCGGCACUGGCAUUUGUCAGCCACCAGAAGCGCUAAGGAGCACUUUGGCGAGACCUGCUGCACAGUUGCAAUGUUGCAGCAGAUCGUUCCUGGGAAAUGGCUGGCUCCUGAAAAGGAGGGGCAGAGAGGAUAAGAGGCAGCUGCAUCCGAGUCACAAUGCUUUGCUGCGCGCACCAGAGAGACAGCAUCAGCAGCGUGGAAUCUUGCAAAUCAAAUUUGAUUCUUCUGUGGUUUUCCAUGUGUGACCACCACCUUUAUGAAUUUCGUUGGUCAGAACACAGAGAAUAGAAAACAGUGUCAAGAAAAGACUGAAGAGCAUGGACAAGGCCUGUGUCACUCCCACAGAAUGCAGAGAAGGGCCUGUGCAUUUGCUGCCCAGACAUGAAGAUAGCGAAUUUGGCGUGCCCAGAGGCAACUAUAAAGGAUGUGGCGUGUAGCUUCGUACGGCACGCAGAAGGCAACCUUUUUUGGAGUAGUAAGUGGUGUUACAAAGUGCAUGUGUACUCAUUUAGGAUAAAUUAGAGCAUGCCGGGUUCUGGUCUGUAUGUACAUCCAAGCUAUGCCUCUGGGCAGUUCUUCCUUUUUCACAGUAUGUUGCUCUUCAGUCUCUGUAGUUUGUCGAUGCAUACCUAUGUUGCAUAGCUUGCUAUCUGCCCCUCACAAUACACGUGACAACGCUAUAUGUAAGAUCUAUUACUCAAC